Apus apus (common swift) is the source of this 5292-nucleotide messenger RNA. It is a transcript of the gene LGR4, whose product is annotated as leucine rich repeat containing G protein-coupled receptor 4. Gene Ontology annotation, biological process: G protein-coupled receptor signaling pathway. The transcript is spliced from 18 exons. The record is from RefSeq and is a predicted model, not a curated record. NCBI's taxonomy places the organism in Eukaryota, Metazoa, Chordata, Aves, Apodiformes, Apodidae. Gene Ontology annotation, cellular component: membrane. Gene Ontology annotation, molecular function: G protein-coupled receptor activity; protein-hormone receptor activity; protein binding. The coding region runs from base 465 to 3317 and encodes 950 amino acids.
GCGCCGAGGGCAGCCCCGCCGCAGGCAGCGCAGCGCAGCGCAGGGCCGGGGCGCGCGGCCGCCGCCGCUCCCUGGGGAUCGCCACUCACCGGCAGCGGCGCGGGCGAGCCGGCCAUGGCCGCCCCCGCCCGGUACCUGCUGGCUUGAGAUGAGCGGCGGCGACGGGCGCUGCGGGCGUUGGAUGGGGCAGGCGGGCGGCGGAGGGCUGGCUUCCCGGGCGCGCCGCUGAGGUGGCCCCAGGGCCGCGCCGGGCCACGGGCGCCUUUUUAUUUUCCUAUUUUUGGUCGUGUUUUGGGGUUUUUUUUGUUUUGUGUUUGUGGUGUGUUUUUUUUUUUUUUUCCAAUAUCGAUUUUUUUCCGCCAGUCGGCGGGGAGGGGGGCUUGCUGUGCGGAGAGCGGCAGGCCGAGCCGAGCCGAGCCGAGCCGAGCCGGGGGCGGCUGGCCGGCGGUCGGCGGGGGCCGGCGAUGCGGUGCUUCGCUCUGCUCGGCCUCGUCGCCUGGGGCCUGGGGAGCUGGGCCGGGCCCAGCGGCGGAGCGUCCCCUCCGCCUUGCCCGGCCUCCUGCAGCUGCGACGGCGACCGCGGCGUGGACUGCUCGGGGCGGGGGCUGGCCGCCGUGCCCCCGGGACUCAGCGCCUUCACGCACGCCCUAGACAUCAGCAUGAAUAACAUCACAAGGCUACCAGAGGAUGCGUUCAAGAACUUUCCCUACUUGGAAGAGCUGCGGCUGGCUGGCAAUGACCUUUCUUUUAUCCAUCCAAAGGCCUUGUCUGGCUUGAAAGAACUCAAAGUUCUAACCCUGCAGAACAAUCAGCUGAAGACUGUACCUAACGAGGCCAUCAGAGGAUUAAGUGGUUUACAGUCCUUGCGUUUAGAUGCAAACCAUAUUACUGCCAUACCAGAAGACAGUUUUGAGGGCCUGGUGCAGCUGCGUCACCUUUGGUUGGAUGACAACAGUUUGACAGAAGUUCCCAUCUAUCCCCUCAGCAAUCUCCCCUCUCUGCAGGCGUUAACGUUGGCUCUUAACAAAAUAACACACAUUCCUGACUAUGCAUUUACCAACCUUUCAAGUCUUGUUGUUCUACAUCUUCAUAAUAAUAAAAUAAAAACGAUAGGAAAACACUGCUUUGAUGGAUUAGACAACCUUGAAACCUUGGAUUUAAAUUAUAAUAACAUGGUAGAGUUCCCUGAAGCCAUAAAAGCACUCCCAAAUCUAAAGGAGUUGGGAUUUCACAGUAACUACAUUUCCAUAAUUCCUGAUGGUGCAUUUGCAGGAAACCCCCUUCUAAGAACAAUACAUUUGUAUGAUAACCCUUUGUCUUUUGUGGGGAACUCAGCCUUUCAGAAUCUGUCAGAUCUGCAUUCCCUGGUCAUUCGGGGUGCCAGCAUGGUGCAGUGGUUUCCUAAUUUGACAGGAACUGUGAACCUGGAGAGUUUAACUCUAACAGGGACCAAAAUAAACAGUAUUCCUGUUAAUUUAUGCCAAGAGCAAAAGGUGCUACGAACUUUGGACUUGUCUUAUAACAAUAUAAAGGACCUCCCAAGUUUUAAGGGCUGCCACUCCUUGGAAGAAAUUUCCUUACAGCAUAAUCAAAUCCAUGAAAUCACUGAGGAUACCUUUCAAGGACUGUCAUCCCUUCGUAUCCUUGACCUCAGUAGAAAUCGGAUCCAUCACAUCCACAAAGAAGCUUUCAUUACUGUUGGAGCUCUUGUUAACUUAGACCUAAGUUUCAAUGAACUCACUUCAGUUCCAGCUGAAGGAUUGAGUGGACUGAACCAGCUUAAACUUGCAGGCAAUUCUGAGUUGAAGGAGGCUUUGGCAGCGAAGAACUUUGCAAAACUCCGGUCUCUCUCUGUACCAUAUGCUUACCAGUGCUGUGCAUUUUGGGGUUGUGAGUCUUACUUAAAUUCUGAUGCUGAAGAUUCCAGUCACCAAGAUCAGGGUGCCUUGAUGGACCGUGAGAAGGCUGAUGCAGAUGUUCUAAGAAAUGAGGAGAAUGAGGAACUGGGGCAGACUAUUAUUCACUGUACACCAGCAACAGGUGCUUUUAAGCCUUGUGAAUAUUUAUUGGGCAGCUGGAUGAUUCGACUUACUGUCUGGUUUAUUUUUUUGGUUGCUUUGUUCUUCAACCUGCUUGUCAUGCUGACAAUAUUUGCAUCCUGUACUCCACUGCCGUCUUCCAAACUGUUUAUAGGCCUGAUUUCUGUCUCUAACUUAUUUAUGGGAGUCUAUACUGGUAUUUUAACUUUCUUGGAUGCUGUCUCUUGGGGCAGAUUUGCUGAAUUUGGCAUAUGGUGGGAGACUGGCAGUGGCUGCAGAGUAGCUGGGUUUCUUGCAGUCUUUUCCUCAGAAAGUGCCAUUUUUUUCCUGAUGUUGGCAGCUGUUGAACGGAGCUUCUCUGCAAAGGAGAUCAUUAAAAAGGGGAAAAGCAAUCGCCAAAAACAGUUUCAGAUGGCAGCAGGUUUUGCUUUCCUGUGUGCUGUGGUAGCAGGAUGCUUACCACUCUUUUAUAAAGCGGAGUACUCGGCGUCACCCCUUUGCUUGCCCUUCCCCACCGGAGAGACACCUUCGUUAGGCUUCACAGUAACUUUAGUGCUCCUGAAUUCAUUAGCAUUUUUGCUAAUGGCUAUUAUCUACACCAAACUCUAUUGCAACUUGGAAAAAGAGGACCUCUCCGAAAACUCGCAGUCCAGCAUGAUUAAGCACGUCGCUUGGCUCAUCUUCACAAACUGCAUCUUCUUCUGCCCCGUUGCCUUCUUCUCCUUUGCGCCGCUGAUCACCGCCAUUUCCAUCAGCCCCGAGAUCAUGAAGUCUGUCACUUUGAUAUUUUUCCCAUUACCUGCUUGCCUGAAUCCCGUUCUGUAUGUGUUCUUCAACCCAAAGUUCAAGGAAGACUGGAAGCUGCUCAGGCGCCACAUGAGCAGGAAGAACGGCGCGCUGGCCAUCGCUGUCAGCGCCCAGGGGGGCUGCGUCCCGCAGGAUUUCUACUACGAGUGCGGGGUCUACACCCACCUGCAGGGUAACAUUGCCGUCUGCGAGUGCUGCGAGUCGCUCCUUUUAUCCAAGCCCGUGCCCUGUAAACACUUAAUCAAAUCCCACAGCUGCCCCGCGCUGGCGGUGGUGCCGUGCCACAGGCCCGAUGGCUACUGGUCAGACUGUGGCACCCAGUCAGCCCACUCCGACUAUGCGGACGAGGACGACUCCUUCGUCUCGGACAGCUCGGACCAAGUGCAGGCCUGUGGCCGCGCCUGUUUCUACCAAAGCCGAGGAUUCCCCUUGGUGCGUUACGCCUACAACAUACCCAGGAUUAAAGACUGAAAGGUGUUCUGGCCAACAGCUGUUCUGAUAACGAGGUGUAACCCUUCGCAGGCCGCUGCCUGUUUUGGCCUUUCAAGCAGGAAGCACUUUUGUAAUCAUCGCUCAGUGUCGUUUGGAAAGAAGGGAAGCGGGCGGUAACUUCUUGAGCCAUACGUUUAAAAAAAUAACUUUCGAAUAAAUCGGUUGCCCUGACUGUAAAUAAUUGGUAAACCAAAUUUGUUACCCAAUAUUUUUACUCUUUCCACGCAAUAGUGGUUUCUUUUAUACAGUUUUUUACAUGCUAAUGCUGUGUUUCCACAUUGUACUCCAGUUGUACUUUGCUUCUGCUGUUGGCGAGGUAAGUUCUGUUGAUUUCUAUUUUUAUUUUUUUUUUUGCCAAAGCACAAUAUAAAGGACAGCUGUUUAAUACUAAAGGAAUUAUUUUUAAAUGUGACUUUUCUAUAAGAAAAAAAACCUCUUUUGCUAGCUUUGUAUAGUGUAUUCAGCAUUGAAUCUCAGGAUGAAUUUUACUGCAGGGCCAAAAAAGGGAUUAAUUCUCCCACACGUAACUGUGACAGCAAUAUAGGAAUGCCAUGUUUGUUUAAUAAUUCAAGCCAGCGUUUAAUUUGUUACAAAAGGUUUUGCUACAGUAAAGCACUUGUAAUCCACAGUGACUGUAGACUCUGAGAAAUAAGAAUAUGAACAGCUGUCAGGAAUAGUAGGGUUGGACAUGUUUUUCCAGUGAUGAUGCAUUAGUUCAGGUGAACCACAGCAACUUUCUUCAGCGUUAUGCAGUCGGGUCACCCUGCUGGAAGAAACAUUGAUGCAUUGGGGGGGUGUUAGCAGUUCUGUCAAUGAAUACAGCUCAUAUCUUGUCUGGCGAAUGCUCUGCAGCCUGCUGAAUGUUAAGAGCACCCCAAUAAUAUCUAGGAAUAGACCGAGAUCUUUGCAAAUGGAGGGAACACAGAAAGCAAUUUUGCAAUAAAGAAAAGAAUUUUUACAAUUAUUUUACUGAGAGUGAAGUACACUGUGCAAACUGACUGAUUUUCAUCUAAAUCAGUGCAGUGUUUUUAAACCAUUCAAGUCCUGAGACCCAAAUGAUUUAAGUACAAUCAGUGAGCCAUUUAUAUUUAGUUUGAAAUUGGAGUGACAUAAAGCUACGAAUGCAUGAUUAAAUAAUUCUCUAUGUUUCUUGAACAAUACCUAAAUCAAGAGCAAAUCCACUGCCAUCCCAGUUGCUCUGGAGACAUUUUUGUUAAGAUUUAAAGCUAGAUUGCUGUUUUGAGAAUUAAACUGUAUAUACUGUUCAUACAAUUAAUUUUUAUCUUUGUAUUGUAAAUUAUUUGAUAGAACACAUGAUGGGAAAUGUGGCUUCAGUUCAUUUUGUUAAUUAAAGCUACCUCCUAAACAAUAGUGGCUGCCAGUAGCAGAAUGUUUAAAAUGUGGUUUAUAUACUUUUUGCAUUGUAAAUAGACAUGGUUGUAUAUUGUCACUGUAAUAAAAACAGAAUCCUUGUAUAUCAAAAUCAUGUAGUUUGUACAAAGUACAGGAGGUUUAUUUACUGUAUGCUGUUAAUUUUGUAAGCCAAAAUAUUCACAUGUAAAAACAAAAGAAAAGAAAACCAACCCAGAGUUGUUAAUUCUUAUAUUUACACUCAUGAAUAUUACAUCUGCAAUUAGUGUGCAAUCUUACACUGAAAGCAAAUAAAGGGUACAUCAAUAUUGAUUGUUAUUUAUCUCUGUUUUUCAAAAGAUAAGGCUGAAAAUGGUGCACAUGUAAAAUUAUUGAGCGUAAAUAAUGUGUCAUCUGCUCCCAACUACAUGUGGUGAGAGUUUCAGGUAAUAAUUGCCAACAAAGUAAGAAAGUUGUCAAUUUACAAGGGGGUUUAUUAUCUCAGACUAAUGCUGACUCUUGGCAUGCAAAAGGUUAAAACCUUCAGAGAAGUGUUUGUUCUCUUAUAAAGCAAUCUCUUUAAUAAAGACAUUAUUACAUAUUA